Diatraea saccharalis (sugarcane borer) is the source of this 3020-nucleotide messenger RNA. Lineage: Eukaryota; Metazoa; Arthropoda; Insecta; Lepidoptera; Crambidae. The record is from the annotation of a GenBank genome assembly.
AGAAUUUUCCAAAUAUAACUAGGUAUAUACAUAAUUUGUGAAUGGAGUUUUUAUGGAUUUUAGUUAUUUCAUCGAGAUCUGAUUAUUAAUGUGAUUGAUUCCUUCUAAUGUAGAGUGUCUAUUUUUGUGAACCAGAACGAGGAGUACUUAUUACUGCACUUUUUAUAAAUAUGUCUUCUAUUACCGAUGAAUUUUCGAAUCCUGAACUGUUGCCAGUAGAAAAAUUAACAUUGUGCAUUAAAAAUGUUGGAGUUAUUCAACAAAUCAAAGCCCUAGAUUCUUACUGGGCAGAGAAAAGGCAGCUUACCAUAUAUGAAAGACCUCCAUUAGGGAGCACUGUUGUUUUGGGAGCUAUUGAGGCAUGGAAGAUAAAGGCAGAGACAUAUCUGGCUAAUCUCAAGUGGCUCCUCACAUUGCGGCAUCAUAAAUUUUGGAGUACAGUACUGUAUCAUCCCCACUGUAUGGAUAUGUUAGUGUCCUUCCUCCAAGAAGCGGAUCCUCCUUACGUUCCUCCCCAUGAAAGCAGAGAAGUGCAAAAAAUAUAUAUGGAAAUAAGGAGGCUAGUACUUGUAGUAUUUAGCAGAUUGAUAACCAAUAAAGAGAGCAAGUCAGAAUGGAUGAGUAAAGAAUUUAUGGCUGAUGUGAUUUACAACAACUUUGUAUUCACUAUCCCUAUAAUAUGGGACAUCUGUUUGGUGUACGGCGUGGACAAUGGUCGGCACGUCGGUCGCCUGCUAGCGAGCGUGUUCACCAUACAGCCCAAGUAUGAGGCGGAUGCGGCCGCGGCUAUCGCGUUCGUGAAAGAGGCUUUUAAAUAUAUAAUUGUUCAAGUAAACAAAGAUUAUGACAGCGACGAACCCCCAAAUCUCCCUGAAACUUUUAAAGGGUUCAGUGAGAUCCGGAGGCCCCCAGAUACGAAAUGCCCAGAGAAGAUCACGUUUAGUUGUCUCAAGGAUCUAGUUAUCCACAUGCUGGAUACAGCAAUGACCCUAAGGAUAUUCGCGGAGCUAUACCCGGGUAGUGUUAAGAUAUUUAAGAAGACUAAUUUUAUUAAUAGUAUAGUACAAUUGUACGAGUACGGUGUACCACUUCUGUACGAGAAGUUGGAGGAAGUGGGUGACCCCAGCAGCGCGGAGUACGCGCAGGUGGAGGGGGGCAUAGACGCGGCGCGCGCGGACCUCAUAGACGUGUUCAGGGAGGCGCUCGCCGUACACAAGAACGCUAUCUUCAGUGGCGAAGGCAACCUGGCGGCACAUAUAGAAGAGUACCUCUCGUUGAUAAUGGACGGAUUGUCUGAGCGACUUCUAAUCCGCGACUACAACGCGUGUUACCCGCUACAUGACGACAUCGAUGCACUCAGGCAGGCCUACCCUCAAAUUGACUCAGUUAAAACAGAUUUCAUAUUACAAGCGAUAUAUUCAAAUCUCGACGAGACUCCUCUGGAAAAUGGAAUAAUUAAUCAUAACAGUGAUUCGAUUACCAACGGCCAUCUUGAAACAAUAGACAAUGAUACCGUAAACAAUCCGGGGCCGUCCACAGACAAUGAAAUUCCGGAUAGCGUGAAAGAAGAGUCGUUGAUAAGUGAAGUAAAAGAUAUAUUGCCACAUUUAGGGGAUGGAUUCAUUUUGAAAUGUUUGCAACAUUACGGAUUUAAUGCGGCCAGAGUUAUAAAUAGUGUCUUAGAAGAUAAUCUGGCAGAGCCUUUGAAGGGGCUAGAUCAAAAUAUGCCGAUAAUACCAGAGGAUCCAGUCGACAAGAAAUUCUUAGAGACCGGCAUCCAACGAUUGAACGUGUUCGACGGCGACGAGUUCGACAUAAUGACGCGCGACGACGUCGACCUGACGCGAGUGCACGUCGGCAAACGUCGUCCGCAGUACAAGGACCUAAAGGACAUGCUCGACGACAAAACUACUGUCAAGAAGCUCACCGAUAUUUACAGCAAAUACAACCUAGUGUGCGACGAGGAGGCGAUGUAUUCCGACGAGUACGACGACACGUACGACUCGGACGGGGUCACUCCGGUGGCGGACGCGGUCGCGGACGAGCCCCGGCGCGCCCUCGUCACCCCGCGCGUGCUGCGCCCCGCGGGGAGGAGGGGGGAGGAGGACGAGUCUGAAGACGAGCAGGAGCAGGUGGAGGAGGAGAGGCCCACUAGCAGUCGGAACAAGAUGGACUUCUGCGUGAACCCUGAGGAGAUGCGCGCGCGCAGGCAGGCGCGGCACGUCCCCGCCCCCGCCCCCCACUCGCGCAGAAACGCGGAUGUAACGGGCAAGCCCAAAGGUCAAGGUCAAGAGAAAGAGGUGUUGGUGAACCGCGACCGCAAGGAGAAACACAAGUCCUCACGAGCCAACCACAACCGCAGGCAAGGCGCCCAGUGGAAGAGGAGCCAGGGACUGAUGCCUUCAUAGCGAUAAUAAACCUUAUUGCUUUAAGCAUAAAGUUUAUUCCUUGUUAAUUUAUUAUUUGUGAAGCGAAAUCAUUUUUAUAUUGGAAAACAGUAAUCGAAGAUUAAGGUACUUUGUAAUUAUUUAAGUGUUUAUCGGCCGGAUUCUGAAUUGAGAAUAGUACAAUAUCUCAACAACUUAACUAACUUUACGAUUCAGUUUUACUUCUGUCAACUGAUCAUUAAUAGAAUUAAAAUCAGUAAUGAAAACCAGUAAAAUUAAAAUCAGUAAACUUUUCAGAUGGCUUAAGUACGGUCUAAGACGUCCUUAACUUUAAAUUCUCAAUUUAGAAACCGGGUGUUUAUCUUGAAGUUAUCAGUUAUUUAUGUUAUAAAAAUACUUAGAAAAUUCAACCGUUUCAGAUGUCCGAGACGAAUUAAUACAAUGUGUAUAUUUGUUUAUUCGGUAUAACAACCGCCAUUUUACAAUAGUAUGCUCUAACUAAUAUUGAUUUUGGCAGCCAAGUAUCUUUACUUUUCAAUAAAAAUAUUUUUAACAGCGCCUACUUUUUUGAAUGUUAAAAUAUACUACGAAACUACCACAUAAAUAUAUUUAUAAAAAUAACGUUGAUUUAUG